Lactuca saligna is the source of this 867-nucleotide messenger RNA. NCBI's taxonomy places the organism in Eukaryota, Viridiplantae, Streptophyta, Magnoliopsida, Asterales, Asteraceae. The record is from the annotation of a GenBank genome assembly.
AUGAAAUACCUAAAGUACCCUUGGUACAGGAAAUGGGAAAAAAAAAAUUGCACAGCAGUGACAGUUGACCGGCCUGAUGUUGCUGGUAGAGUCAGGAUCCUUCAGGUGCAUUCAAGGGGAAAAUCACUUGCAAAAGAUGUGGAUUUUGAUAAGGUUGCUAGGAGAACACCAGGUCCACCACCACCUCCCAGAAGCAAUCAUUCCGAUGAAAUAGAGAAAGUUGAAGUGGAGCCCCCUGUUGCUCGUGUUGAGGAGGAUGACAUCUUUGUAGGAGAAGGAAUUGACUAUUCUGUCCCUAGUAAAGAUAUAAGCCAAAGCCCAUUGUCAGAAGACAUGGAAGAAUCUCCUAAAAGAAAAGAGAGACCUUCCAAUUUCAAUGAGCCAGCUUAUGGCCCUGUUCCACCCUCGGACCCAUCUCAAGACUGGCAACAAACAGAGUAUCAAUAUGUGGAGCCGAUGGGGUACCCCGAACAAUAUGUCCACCAAGAUGGUCAAAUGUAUGAUAUGCAAGGAGGUUUGACCAUAGAAGGGGACCCACAUUUAAUGACACAAGAAGAGAAAGAUAGAGGUUUAGGGUCGGUGUUUAAGCGGGAUGAUACAAGGCUUCAACAAUUAAGUGAUGAUGAAGCUGAUUUAUCCAAAAUGGAUAUGGGUGGUCGAGAAAAGGGUUGGCUUCAUAGGUGGGACUUUGAGACAGAAGAGGAAUGGGCGACAUUAGGAAGCCAUGCCAAAAGCUGCGUUUCAGUUUGGUGUGAAGAUGCAAUUUUUGCUAUUCCUGCUAUCAGAAUGAUUCCCACUUCAGUUCUUUGGGGUUACUUCGCCUACAUGUCAAUCGAUAGUCUUCCUGGAAAUCAAUUUUGGGAAUGA